AUGGAGCUUAGAAGAAGUACUAGGUUAAAAAGGGCUAAUACGGACACCAGUGUGUCGAAAUAUAAUGCUUCAUCAGAGGACGAUUCGUUUCGGUUGUCGCCUUCACGAUCGCCGCCCACGACAGUGAUUCAGCAAUCUUCGUUACAGCAGCAGCAACAGUUCAAGACACAUAACCGUAAUACCAAGAAAUUACAAGUAGGCGGGGCCUCGAACCUGAUAAACAAAGUUAAUUUUCAUGAUGCGGUUUUGGCAAAGUUUCCCCGUCCAAAAUACCAUUGUAAAAGGACUGAGCCAACGUUUCGGUUUGCGGGAUUAAGCAAAAUCAAAGUUUCUGAGCUAGACAGAAUUAUUCAGGAUUUAACACAAUCACGCAACGAACAAGCAAGCAAGUUUGAUGGUAGUGUAGCCAACAGUAGCCACAGUCACGCUAGCCACAGUGGCAAAAACAGUAACAAUAGCAGCACUAAGGAAGUCAUAACUGACUCGGCUGGUUACGAGUUGUUCACAUAUCCUACAGAUCUGGUUGCCAUUGGAAAUAUCAUUCAGCAGAUAAGCCAGCUUAAAGAUGAGCUAGCAGUUACAACUGAUGACUAUGACCCAGAAAAGCUUAUUGCAGAUAUCAAAAAACAUGGAACGCAUUCUCUCAAUGAUAUCGAUCGCCAACUGGUCAGGUUAGCCGAGGAAAACCAUAGCGCUCCAGAUGAAGGCUGGCUUAAUGCUUUGGCGGAUAUCCAUGAUAUAAAUCUUCAGGAUAUCUCAGACAUGAUUGUAACCAGGAAUAUGAAGAAAACCGGUAUGAUGAACACGGGGCUCGGUAAUGUACAUUCUUCUAGGAAAGCUGAUAUUCAGUUCCUGUCCAACAAAUGGAAUAAACUACUAGCAAAGGAAAGAAACAUUACAUUAUAUUGGCCGAACAAAAAUUCCAAUAAGAAGACAUAUUGUUCUAUGAGUUCCAAUAACUUACUGAGUCAAUCUAACGUUAUCUCACCCGAUGCAUCAGGCAAUGCCGUUAACACAGUAUCUAAAUUAAAUGAACCUCUUAACACCGCGGUACAGGAAAAUCCCAGAGAUAAAUUUAAAGAUGUUCCUUUGCUUUUCUAA
Molecule: messenger RNA, 1101 nt
Organism: Eremothecium cymbalariae DBVPG#7215
Lineage: Eukaryota; Fungi; Ascomycota; Saccharomycetes; Saccharomycetales; Saccharomycetaceae
Exons: 1
Coding region: 1-1101 (366 amino acids)
Source: RefSeq, a predicted model, not a curated record